Messenger RNA from Nilaparvata lugens (brown planthopper), 3398 nucleotides. RefSeq lists its product as uncharacterized. Gene Ontology annotation, biological process: interstrand cross-link repair. The record is from RefSeq and is a predicted model, not a curated record. The transcript has 8 exons. Lineage: Eukaryota; Metazoa; Arthropoda; Insecta; Hemiptera; Delphacidae. Bases 293 to 1507 code for a protein of 404 amino acids. Gene Ontology annotation, cellular component: Fanconi anaemia nuclear complex.
AACCUCAAUACCGUAUUGACCGACAAGUGUAAAGUGUAACCGAUAAUUCUUUAUUUUUACAUUAUAAUUAAUAAUAAAAUGUAAUUUAAUCAUUAUUGUGAUAAUCAUUAGCCUGAUUACAUCUUGCGUUACCUUAAUACAUCCUUUAUUAUGUCUUUAUUAGUGAAAAUUUAGUUUCAAACUUUGUCCAUUACCGUAAGGCUAUAAAUAAUAUUAGUUGCGUACCGUCUUGUUUUGUUUGGAAAUAAUUUUUAUAGAAAAGUUCUUGUGUAUUUAUACGAUUAAUUUUGAAAUGGAAAACAUUGACUUCACGGCACUUGAUUGUUAUAAGGCCCUUAUACCUCAGCUGAAUACCGGAUCCAAGAUCUUACCUAUUCAAACUUUGUAUGAAUUGCAUAAAAAACACAUUCUUCAUUUUCCUGCCUACACAACACUUUUAUGCGAUGAUGCGUUGACUGAUCUGGCAAACAACCUGAUGAAUGAAUGUAAAGAGGUCGGAAACAUGAAACAGGUAGUUGAACUUGUCUCCAGCGUAAUAAAUGCAGAAAUUGUUGAUUCACCUGGCUGUCAGAUAAUUCUUGAAACCAUCACUAAAAUUAUUACAGUUGAAGCAUUGGAAAAUGGAGGCGAUUGCAAAUUGCUUGAGUGCUUGGUGGUUGAGCGAGGUAUUCUUCCAUUCGGAUUGAAGAAGCUCUUGCUGAAUAUUGUGUACGAACUGCUCACAUUCGGCACUGAUGAGAGUGAAGAAUACAAUGAGGCCAAAUACUUGUCAGACGCGCUCACGACACAAGCCAAGUUUUGGAAUAGGAAUCAUCAGACGUUCACUGGGUGUCGUCUAGUUCAACAGUUAUCAAGAAAACUGCGAGAAGAAGAAAUAUUCGAUGAAAUGUGGACGGUUGUGACAGAAGGCAAGGCAGCUUGGAAUUCAGUGUUUCAAGUGGCAUCCGUUAUUGUUGAUCGAACAUCAUUCCCAAUUUACAAAAAGUGCGUGGAGCACCGCUUGACAGCGGCAGUCGACGAGAGAAGCACGACGCAAACGGUGGUCGCCGUGGCGCUGCUGCGAGGCUUUUGCGCAUGCGCAACAGAGUACGGCGCAUGGAAUGCGGCACUGCUCACACUCUUCCCCGCGCAAGCCUCGUUCGUCUUCUACGUCGACUGUCUGUCGCACAUUGUGCCUCUCGAGCCCACCAUCUGCCUCAAAGUCCAUGUCAACAAGGUGCCUGCAGCCCCACAGGGCGCGCACUCGGCGUUGGCCGACUACCUGGCACUGGUGCGCGCGCGUCUCUCCGAGCUGCAGGAGACCACCGACUGGGGGGGCCUCUUCGGGGGGGACGACGACGAGCAGGAUGUCGACCGAGUCCUCGCUCACUUCCAGGUUGAACAGGGGUGUCUUGCCGCAUUCAAGUCCCUUGUCUGUAUCGCUGUCAUCUGUAUGAACGGAGUCGGAUCGGAACGCUGUACGCUGUAUGCUGUAAGAAUACUGUGGCCCAGGCUUAGACUGUACUAAGACCAUUGUCAGUACAUUACAGUACUGUGAUGUCAAAUCCACACUUUCCAUAAUAUGUGACAAGGCUUUGUCCAUGCAGUGCAAAGCGCCUCUUGCUUUGUCAAAUCACUUGUAAACAAUGUAAUUAUAUAUUUUUAUUUAUAAAAAUAAGUACCCCUGAAUACAUAAAUUUAAAAAGUUUGAUUCCCUCGUUUCAAAAAUUCAAGAAAAUUGAGAUAUUUUUCUGAUUUUCACGUUUUUGGUAGUUUCUCAAUAAAGAAAAAUGGUUUAAGAUGGAUUUGAGGCAACUGAGCAUUUAGAACAUGGAAUUCUCUACAAUCUGAGACCAAUCGAAAGUUCCUAUCAUUCAGUCUCAAUUUAGAGGCUGUUGAUAUUAGUAGAAUCUUGAAAAAUGGAAAAAUGAAAUUCCCCAUUUAGCUGUAAUUUUUUAUUUGUAAUCGUAAGAAUAGAAUCGUUUAUUGGAGUGAAAGGAGGAGAAAAUUAUCAACAAAUUUGACUAGGUUUCCAAUGUUCCAUAUCGAGUAUUCCACGAGAAAAAAUGUUUUACGAUAACCAUGCGGAAUCACAAGAUACUCAUCUUACCUCCCCCCCACGCUUACUUACCUCCCAGGACCCCACGCCCUAAGUUAGGAAGCUAUUCCAUAGAAAGCCAGAAAAUUAGGAACUUUCCACCUCAUAAUUCUAUAUUUUGUCAAAUAAGAGUUUACGUUUCCGGAUAAAAUGUUAUAGCUUGUUUUAAGACCUUUAAAAUUAUAAGUCAAACUUUUAUGAUUUCCUAUAAUCCAGUUAAUCUGCCCAAUGUACGUUUUUCCGCGCUAAAUACCACGAGUUGAUUACAUAGAACAUAACUGGUGAAAUGCAAGUUUUUGUUAUAAGGUGUACGAGGAAAUCUAUUUGAGAUAAGUUAUAACGGUCUAACUGGGUAGAACACAAAAUUAAGCCCAGAGAGAUUUUGAGUUGAAAUCGGAAGAUAUGAUUGAUUAAAAGCAGAUUUUUUUCUAAAUUUAAAUUUUCCCUAAAAUUUGAAUCAUUCUUGAAAAAAUUAACUCAGCACUCAAUGCAGAUAGAAAGCUCCGAAUUAUUUCAAUUUAUUCGAAAUUUUAUUAUCUAGAAAAAGGCGAGAGUGAACUUUUCUGUCCGAUGACUCGAUUUGGUGUUAAUCUUAAAGAACUGGAAAAGGAACCGAAAAUCAGUGGUUUUAGGGCACUCUGUAGAAAGCUCCUGGGCUAGAAGAUCAACUUUGUGUAUUAAAGCUCCAAGAAACAUUGAAACUCUAGACAAUUGAAAAAACAUUGAAAACAUUUAAAACAUUGAAAACUCUAGAAACUCUUAAAACUCUAGAAACAUUGCAAGAAAAAUCUAGCGUGUUCGGAAUUAAUUUCGCAAACGGCCCUUUUCGACUACCUCGUUACUAACUAUACACCAGGCCGAAAUGAUCGUAACUAAUAGUAAGUGCAUUUUUCACUUCAUAAGUGUUUUGAAGUUUCAAAUUAAUAGUGGAAAAGUAUGGAUAUGCAACAGAGUAAUCACUAUUUUUUCCUUGGAAGAUUUUACCAGGCAAGACUAUUUUCUAGAUAUUGAUACUAACCACUAGUUGUUUUAUGAUCAGUUUCCCUUACAAGCCCCAGACUUGCAGCCAAUUGAUUAGCUAUAGUUUCAGGAAAUAUGCUUCGUAAUUCUAUCUUUCUCCAAAGGUCAAUGUUGACACAGAGUCGGAGUCCUGCUUCCAUAUACCUGAAAAUUGAUAAAAAAUAAAACCUAACAUUGUCAUAACCACUUUGUAUUGUGAUGUUAGUUUCGGUUUCCAAAUAAUUAUUAUCAAUCGCUUUCUCUAGUAAACGUGAAGCUUAAACAGAUCUCCAAACAACAGUUUUCAGUAAAUUUUACUAUA